AACGUCAACACUUUGCCUUGCAGUGAGGAACCGUGUGCGGUCUCUGUUUCUCGAAUGUGUUAUUCUCGAUAUCGUUGCUGAUAUUUUAUAACGCAUUUUUGUUUGAUUUUUCGCAUAAAAACCAAUCAAUUUUGUGCAACUAUGCCGCCGAAAAAACCAGCAGGACCUACGAAAAAAACGGAGGCCAAGAAAAAGGAAAAAAUCAUUGAGGAUAAAACAUUCGGAUUGAAGAAUAAAAAAGGAUCCAAGCAGCAAAAAUUCAUCGCCCAAGUUGAGAAGCAAGUAAAAAGUGGUGGCCACCAUAACCUGAAUACCACCAAUGCGAAGAAAGAGGAAAAGGAGAAAAAGUUGAAGGAGCAGAAGGAAUUGGCAGCUCUGUUCAAGCCGGUCCCAACACAGAAGGUCGAGAACGGCGUUGAUCCGAAGUCAAUUCUGUGUGCAUUCUUCAAGCAAGGCACUUGUACUAAAGGCGACAAAUGUAAAUUCUCUCAUGAUCCUACGAUCGAACGAAAGGCUGAGAAGCGGUCCAUCCAUGUGGAUAUGCGCGAUAAGGAAAAAGAGCAGGAUACAAUCGACAACUGGAAUGAAGAGAAGCUGGCGGAAGUCGUGGCUAAGAAACACGCAAAGGAAAAGAAUAUGCCCACGACUACGAUCAUUUGUAAAUACUUCCUGGAUGCUGUCGAACGUUCGUUGUACGGUUGGUUCUGGGAGUGCCCGAAUGGUGAAAAGUGUAUUUAUCGCCACGCACUUCCCCCGGGAUACAUUCUCAAGAAGGACAAAAAGAAAAUGGAAUCAAUGAAGGAGGAGAUAUCGUUGGUGGAUUUGAUCGAAAGAGAGCGGGCCGCUCUUGGGUCAAACCAAACUCGUGUUACGUUGGAGACGUUCCUCGCCUGGAAGAAACGUAAACUGCAAGAAAAGAAACAACGUGAACUGGACGAAGAGGAACGCAAACGGAAGGACUUCAAGGCUGGUCGCCAGAUUGGUCUUUCGGGUAGAGAAAUGUUCAGCUUCAAUCCGGAUCUGGUCGAUUUCGGAAUUGACGAUGGCGAAGAGGCAAUCGAGAGCUACGGAAGAAAUGAGGAUGACGACGAUGCUACGGAAUAUAAGGAGUUGGAUUUGAGCAUGUUAUCAUUGUCAAUCAAGGAGGUGGAUAACACUGGAACGGUUGCCGAGGAGGAUCGAUGGAAGAAAAUGCAAGCGAACCAAGCGAAGGCGGAUGAAGAGACCGAAGAAGGCGCCACAGCUGCAGGAGGCGGAGUGGCGGAUGCAGCGCCAAUCAAUGAGAAUCUAUUCCUUGAUGAAGACCUUGAGGGUAUAGAUGAUGAACUGAGCGACGACGACGACGACGAUGAUGACGAGGAGGGUGGCGGUAAAAGUGAAACAUCGUGAUAAGGAGCGUCCCAAAGAUAGAGGGAAACACCUGCUGAUUAUUGUAUCUAGCCGCAGAUCAUUUGGAAGAUGAGCACAACGUCGUUAAGUCAAACACUAUGUACUGUACUGAUUGUUUAGAUUUUCCUUGUUUGAAAAUGCUGCAAUUAAACGCAUACAAUCCGAUUACAAAUAA
Molecule: messenger RNA, 1564 nt
Organism: Toxorhynchites rutilus septentrionalis
Lineage: Eukaryota; Metazoa; Arthropoda; Insecta; Diptera; Culicidae
Product: zinc finger CCCH domain-containing protein 15 homolog
Exons: 4
Coding region: 142-1389 (415 amino acids)
Biological process (GO): cytoplasmic translation
Cellular component (GO): cytosol
Molecular function (GO): mRNA binding; metal ion binding
Source: RefSeq, a predicted model, not a curated record